Molecule: messenger RNA, 512 nt
Organism: Acanthoscelides obtectus
Lineage: Eukaryota; Metazoa; Arthropoda; Insecta; Coleoptera; Chrysomelidae
Source: the annotation of a GenBank genome assembly
UUCCAACCGACACGAAUAAUACGACACAAUACAAUAUUUCAUUGCAACGUUACUUAUCGAUACAAUACAAGGAACGAAGAUGCCGAAUUAUUUCGAAUGUUGUAAAACGAAAGAGCUAUCCAACUAUGUGUGCAUAACAUGUAAACAAAUUUUUCAUCGCAGUUGCUGCAACAAAUGAAAUGACGUAAUUGUCAUUGCCAAGCAUAUGAUAUAGUACGACUUGUCAAGGAAAAGGUUAAGAAGAAAUGGAGAAGGAUAACACUACCAAAGAAAUAAUAAGAGAAUUACAACAAGAGAUUACAGAGAAGGAUAAAUAUAUCGCCUCUAUGAAAAAACGCUCAUUGGCCUUUGAGGAUGAUGUGAUUGAAAUUGAAAAAAAUGACGACGAGAUCCAGACUUACAAGCGUCAAAUACAAAAUAUAGAGCAACAACUUGCAUAUUUAUCCUCAAAAAACAGUACACUGCAGGAAUUGACAAUCUCUUUUGUUGGAAGAGUCACCUGUUGCGAAUGA